Molecule: messenger RNA, 447 nt
Organism: Drosophila simulans
Lineage: Eukaryota; Metazoa; Arthropoda; Insecta; Diptera; Drosophilidae
Exons: 1
Coding region: 1-447 (148 amino acids)
Source: RefSeq, a predicted model, not a curated record
AUGGCAGCCCGCUACAUUGUUGUCUUCAGCGCCAUAUUCGUCCUGACUAAAGGAUCAAAUAUUUUUCCCAUUGAACAAGAGUCGAAGGUGGCACUUCACUCGCCGGUCGUCUCGUCCGGAGCUCCGGUUGUUGUUGUUUCUCAAGGACAUCCAUCAGCUCACCAGUCGCAACGCCCAAUCUACACCCAUGGCCCAGGAUCUAUUCCAGUUGGAGGAAAUCAUCGUGUGAUCGGAUCAGGAUUGGCUGGUCGUCUUCGUUCGGGGUCCUACGUUCGGUCGGCUACCGUGGUCGUUCCUGGUCCCACAGUCCUGAUUUCAGCUCCCCGAGUGGUGGCUGCCCCAGUGGUUCCUAUCCGCCAUCCCCAUGGAGUGCCAGCCCCAAUUGUUAUUGGAUCUGGACACAGCAACAUUCAUCAGACUCAUUACCAUGGCCACAAUCCCUAUUAG